AUGUGCCAGAAGUAUUCAAUUAUCAAGUUGAACUGUUUAAAUUGGAUACAAUUGAAGAGAAUUCAAUACUUUAAAAAUAAUAGUUUUAACAGUAGCAAUAAUUAUAAUUAUCAGACCUCUGCAUCAAAGCAUAAACAGUCAGCUAUUGAAACCAGAAGAAUAUCAUCAACGCUAACAUCAUAUGAAAAUACAGGCAAUCGCGUAACAUGUUAUACAACAAAUGCCAAAUUUAUGUAUCAGCAAUAUUAUUACUUCUACAAAACCAGUUUUGUCAUUAAGUUCUUUUCUAGCUUAUUUAUAAUGAUGAUAUUUUGUACAGUAAAUUCAUCCUCAUCGGCAUCAGCGUCCGCAUCCGCGUCCUCCUCCUUCUCUUCCUCACUAUCAUCACCACUAUCAUCUAACUCCUCAUCAUCAGCUUUAUCACCUAAACGAGUGGUUCGCGCGCCUAUCACUAGUAGACAUCAGUCAAUAAAUCCAAGAUUGUUACGUGAAAUUGGUGAAGGGACAUUACGUAUCGGUGGUGUUUUAACCCAGUUACUCGAUGCUAUUGAAUUCUCAGUUGUACAUGAAAGAACAGAUCCUUAUUUAAACAUACAAUAUUUCAUUGGAUACAAUAGAUCCGCAUGGUUCACUGUUACACCGUGUACAAAUGUACUAAAUCGAGCUGAAUUUGUCGCAUCAUCUGCGUACAAUGAACCAUGGGAAGAAAGUAAAACCUUCGGCCUACAAUUAACCAGAGUAAAAACGUAUACCUCGAAAUGGCCUAAUCAAAAAGUACGCAUUGAACCAUUCCCAGGUGAAGAAGAUCCACCAAAUUAUGCAUUAAAAAAUAAUAAAGAUACUAUCAUAAAUAUAUUUCGUUCACGACUUCACUACACACGAAGUAAACAUGAAACAGAUAGUAUAAAUCUACGCUUGUACAGUCAGCUUGGUGAUGCAUAUACUGUUCGAAUGAGUACACGUCGUUCACCAAAUCAUGCCUAUGAUGGCUAUCCUAUACUGGACAAGUCUUCAUCAGUAUCAGCAUGUUUAUUACAAGAUACAAAUGAUACACUGGACGUGUCAUGGAAUCGUGCAAUCAGUAAUUAUAUGCGUAUAAAUUACUGCGUGGUUGUCAAUUCAGAAGAAAAUCUCUACUACCGGUGUACAGCAAUGGCAAGAUUAAAUCAGUCAGCACGAAAAGAAGGAGACGAAUUUAAGCGACCAAAAGUGUUUCAAGAAACUGAUCAUUUACGACCAAAAUUAAUUGAUAAUUAUGUAUAUAAAUGUGGCAUGAAAUCAAUAACACGAAUUAGAUUAUCCCCUGCACUUACAACGAUUUUAAAUCAAUUAGCGCUGAAUCAUUCCCUCAAAUAUUCAUAA
Molecule: messenger RNA, 1362 nt
Organism: Trichobilharzia regenti
Lineage: Eukaryota; Metazoa; Platyhelminthes; Trematoda; Strigeidida; Schistosomatidae
Source: the annotation of a GenBank genome assembly